Messenger RNA from Bombus pyrosoma, 10802 nucleotides. RefSeq lists its product as uncharacterized. Lineage: Eukaryota; Metazoa; Arthropoda; Insecta; Hymenoptera; Apidae. Gene Ontology annotation, molecular function: protein binding. The record is from RefSeq and is a predicted model, not a curated record. Bases 447 to 2717 code for a protein of 756 amino acids. The transcript has 9 exons.
GCAGAGGGUGGCCCGGUAUAGGUGAGAAAUAAGAAAGGUGGAGAAAGUGGAGGGCAAUUUUGCGCGUCUACUCAAAGAAAAAUGGUGACUACAUAGAUUCUACUUACACGAAGAUUACAUGCAGGUUGGUACACUAUUUCCCUGACAUGAAACUACAAUCUAAUUUUCGAGAAUCAGAUCCGUGUCUCAAUUUUCCAUAUCGUGGGUUCUCAUUUAUAAUUGGUGUCACGCGUCUGCGGGGAUUGCCGCCACUUACGUCGACGAGGAAUCUUCGAGUCAGCGAUCAGGAGCGACAUAUUGAUGCGCCGGCGAUCGAUCCACGGACCAAGUGACGAGGCACCGACGCGCCGCCAAGAAAAUCUCCACAGACAAUAUUCCCUCGGCAAAGUGACGCUCAAGGCGGUCACGGAUUUCUCGCUUCUGUCUAAAUUAAGGAAAUCCUCGGGAUGGAGCUAAGAACGGCGAAACUGUUACUUUACUCGACACUGGUGGUCGUGGUGUGUUGGAGCCAGGAAUAUUGGACGGCGCAGUGUUCGUCGUCGUGCAAGUGCAGAUGGAUCUCUGGCAGGAAGACCGCCGAAUGCAUCAAGCAGAAUCUCACGCAGAUACCCAGCAGUUUGUCGCCAGAGAUUCAGAACUUCGAUUUGACCGGGAAUCGUAUCAUGCACCUGAUGCACGACUCGUUCAGUCGGGUGCAUCUAGUCAAUCUUCAGAAGCUGGUGCUGCGAAAAUGCGAGAUCGAGUCGAUCCAUACGGACGCAUUCAACGGCCUGAAAAUCGUAAUUGAGAUCGAUUUAUCAGGAAAUAACAUUAAAACCUUAUAUCCCGGUACGUUCAGGGAGACGCAACGAUUAAGGGUGCUGUUGUUGAACGAGAACAAGCUAAAGGUGUUGGAAAACGGGUUGUUCCACGAUCUCGCGUAUCUACAGAAGGUGAUGUUGUCUAACAACGAGUUAGAGCGAGUGGAGGAGGAAACCUUUCGCGAUCUUCCGGAAUUGCGAUUGUUGACCUUGGAUGGAAACAAUCUGAGCGUAUUGAGGGUGCAGAGCUUCGAGACGUUGCCGAAGCUUGGCAGCCUAGAGCUGCAUAACAAUCCAUGGAAUUGCAAUUGCCGUCUGAAGAAAUUUCGCGAUUGGACGAUAGAAAGAAAGCUGUAUACGAAACCCACUACAUGCCAGCAGCCAGCUACCCUUGCAGGGAAGAUGUGGGACGAAGUCAGCAGCGACGAAUUCGCUUGCCGACCUGAAAUCUUUACGAUAGGACCAUCAGUGAAGAUCGAGGUUGGCAAAGGCAACGUCACCUUUUGGUGCAAGGCUUCUGGGAUCCCACGACCGCAGUUGGUCUGGGUACAUCGGUCGAGAAUCUUGAACAAUCAUACGAGACGACACAACGGAGAGAAAAACUACAUCCUGAAAUCGAGCCACGAAUGGCUGAACCUCACGAUACCGGACGUUAUUCCUUCGGACAAGGGUGAUUACGUCUGUCUGGCGAAAAGUCCAGGCGGAAAUACAGAGAAGAACGUGACCCUGACUAUCGCUGGUGACGCCAUGGGCGGCAAGGACAAUAUAAUUAGUCUGCCUCUCGCGCUCGGUUUGGGCGUGACCGCGUUGCUACUUCUGGUGGUGACCGUGUCCUUUUGCGUGUGUUAUUGUCGUCGUCGACGAACGAGGCACGACGAGAAGAGCUUAGAGGCCGCCUCGAUGGAGCACCACGGCCUCGGUGAACAGGAGAAGUCCCUCAUCACGACUAUAAAUCCCGUGGUGAAGCCACCCAGACGAUACGAAGCGCCUUCGGUGACGUCGCACGGCACCGAGAUGACAGAGCUGAACCGUACAUUGCUCGACAACGACUCAGUCUUCGCUGAUGGUAUCGGUGGCGGUGUCGGCAGCGGAGUGAUCGGCGGCGUCGGCGACGACGAGAGGGAAGAACGAGCGACGCCAGAGCUCGAGAGCGGAACCGGCACCAUGUGCCGCGGAGGAGGCGGAAGCUACCGCCAGUAUCCGCCAGAUCUGUUGGCCUUCUCCGGCGGUCGAGGCGCAUCGCCGACGAGCCAGGCGUCCACCGCGCCCGACAACACGCGUCUUCCGAGUCAACAUGUGACACCCACCACAGCCGCGUUUGGCUCACCCUCGAACCAAUAUCCAGCAGCUUUCAAGACUUUGCCGCACAACCGUAGCGUUACACCCUAUGGAAUUACGAGCUCGUCGAUCGCACCCGUAAUGCCACGUCAUGGCUACGUGACGAUACCACGCAGACCAAGAGCACCCAGCUGGAGCAGCGGACCACCCACAUCGCCUACGGACGGAUUGGAGCCGGUUUACGAUAAUUUGGGAUUAAGGACAACCGCUGAUGGUAGUUCGGUCCUAUCGUUGAACAAAAGUCCCGAACCGUUGUCCACGAUGAGGAAUCGACCUCUGCCUGGAACGCCAGGCUCGCACUACGGUACGAUACAACGAAGCACACCGAAUAUAUUGACCAGCAGUCCACUCGAUAGAGCCGCUCCGGAAGGUGCAGCCGAAUGGCCAACCAAACUCGCUGACGAAUCGACUGACAGUAAUCAUCUUGUUGGACAAGCACAACCGCAACAGCAGCAACAAUCCGGUAGUAGCAACACGUUAGGAAGAAAAGUACCACCGAGACCACCCCCGAAACCUAAGAAGAAGUCAACCAACGGUCCCCUGUACGAGGACGAGGGCGAAGACGGCACAGAGGUAUGAUCGACGUACGUCGGUCGACGAAGAUGAGGCCGCGAGGUCGUGGCCGUGCUGAGGAGGAGAGACGCAUGACCGAAGCCACAUUAAACCGGUAGUGCCUUUCAAGUUGAAACGACCCCCUCGAUACGCGGCGGGUCGAUAUUCGGUUGGAGCGCGUAAGUUCCGCCGGCGAACGUGCUGACGAACGAGCGUGCCGGGGGCUUCCACAUCCGGUGAACAUGGUUCGUCGGGUAAACCGCUGACUUUGGCGGAGAAACACCAGCGAAAUUUUUCGGACGAGACGCCUUUGCCGGUUAUUCUUUCUUUGUUCAUCGUGUAUCCUCUCUGUCUCUUUUUAUGUAUUUUAUAAUUUAUUCGGUUCGCGGCGCAUGACAGGGUUUCCGAUCGCGUGGAGGACAAGCAUAUAUUAUGUGAUCCGUGAGAUCGACACACGGAUUCUCUACAUAGGUCGACGCAACGGUGGAUAACGCGAAUAAUGAGAAAAGUGUCGAAGCGAUUGAUCGAAAAUCGACUAUGUCUUUCAAGAUCGUUUUACAAUUUCGGGGAGGAACGUUCGAUGAAACGUUUUUUUUUUUGGAAGAAACAAUCUCGACGAUACGAUGGAUACAACAAAACGCCACGAACGCUCGUGACUGGUUUUACUACGUGUAACGAGAAAAUUAGUGGAUAGCGGGUUGUGCCGUUCACGGACGAUCAUAGACAGAAUUCAUGUAAAAUACAACGUAACCGGACAUUAGCAUUAAGGAUAAUGUCUCCAUAAGGAGACGUUCGUCUUAUUUAUUGACGUGCUUGUUGCAUGCCUAACGAAGAUCGCGUUCAAACCGCAGCAUCGUGAAACGAUGCGUUCCUUUAUACGAUCUAUUUGCGAAACGAUCAUGUGAUCGAUACCUCUUAAUUUUUACUAUUUCCAUAUAUUUCCUCCUUUUUUUAUUAUUAUUAUUUAAAUUUUGUACUUCUACCGAUGUGUACUAUGCUAUCGAUCAUUUUUACACGAUAUUUCGACUUUGUUAUUGUCCUUUUUUAUCCUUCAAGGAAGUGCAAAACGAUGCUUUGGUUUUCUACUUCUCUUAAGUUUAAGAUUAUGUUUCUUUAUUGUUUUAAUUACAUAUUACAUAUUACGCAUUGGUACUUGACCGCAUCGAACCGGUAUCUGUUUUAGCGAUAUGUAAAUCGGAAUUAAGAGUAACGCACGGGAAACCAUGUGCAUGGUUCCGCACUAUGUAAAAGAAAACGUAUUCAAGUAACGGAGAUGUUAGAAUAACUGUUUCUAGUAACGUUGACAGAAACGCAUACGUAAAAUCUUCCGAUUAUAUUCGUUGUUAAUGGUAAAAUAUCACAGAUGUUUCAAUCUGAGUGUUACGAGGUCGUAAAUCGGUAUGAAAAGAUCGGUCCUAUGGAUUUUCUCAAGAGUAGUGGCGCGGUUUACACGAUCGACGUUAUAAGAUACCGUGAUCAAAUUCAUGUUAUUCUCGUCCCUCGAAACUACUCAGAAAUAUUUUAAUAUUUGCGCAAGGCCAUGCUACUUCGUAUCUACGAAGAGAGAUCUCAGUGUACGUGCAUUUUUUCUGGCGAAUCGCCGAAUGUAUGUUGUAAAAAGAAAUCAUCGUACAGCUUGUACAUACAAUGUGUAUUAUACUACUUAAGAAAUAGCUCGUCUAUCCUCUAAUGGUUCGAUCUGACUAAGGUUUCGCCAAACCAUACGUGAAACAAGUGAUUCUGCACGAAAAUUUCUUUGAAAAAAAAUGAAAAUGGCGACACGUGAAAGCAAGGCGCGUCUAAUCCUUGAGUUAAGGAUACAACGUAAAUCGAUCUUAGAACUAACGAAAGAAAAAAAAACUGUCGUAUACGUAAAACACGAAGAACUGCAUAUGCGAUUCGCGCUUAAUUAACAGAUUUAAUUUUAAAAAGUGUACGAGGAAAAGAAGCUGUACAUUCAAAGCGAUUGAUCGUGAAUUAUUUCUUUCGGCUCCAUAGAACGCGCGACUCAAACUUCCUUUUCAUCGAACUUCGAUAGUUUCGAUUACGUCCUUCGUAUAGGUUCCUCGAAUUUUGGGGAAAUUCACGAUACUUUCCGGCCAUCGAUCUGUCUCGCGUGUCAAACGAAAUGCAACAUGACCGAAAGGCAAACAUUUUUAGCCGAUUCAGUAUUCUAAUGGCCUUACAGAUAUACAGGAAGGAUCAUUCUUGGACUAAACGUUUAUCGCUCGUAAGCUACACGAACUCGUUAUACUUUCUGUACGCUUUAUCCGGAGCUUAACGUUGCAUUCCCGACUUUGGCGAGGAUUUAGGGAUCGAUCGUUCGCGCAACUUGUUGCGAACACACGAAUCCUCAUCCUGUAACGCUAGUUCUAACGGAGGAGUCCCUUCAACGACUUCGAAUAUUCCUAACAGGCUUCCCGUGUUCUCAACGAAUCUUCCAAGCACCAGGAAACGUUUCAAGAUAAUUAAACGGUUUCGAGCGGCUUUAUUUUUUCAUAAAGCAUUCGCUAAUUCUGAAUUUACAACGAACAAACAUUUGCUUUUGUGGACCUUUCUUCACUGAAUUUUUCCUCUCUGAAAGCGAUCUUUUAAUUAUUUAAAGCAACGUAGCUUGCGCAUUAUAAGCUGAGUUUGUUUGUUAAAAGCACAGGAUGUGUCACGUAAUUGGAAAGAUUUGAACGCUCUGUUUGUUUGAAAAUAGUAUAAAUGGAAGAGAAAAAUGUUGAGUGGUACGAAUUAUUUUCAUAUUCUGUCUUUUGCUUGAAACAGGAAGACGCAUACUUUUGUUUAAUCAAGCCAAUCCCUCGAGUAUUGUAUUAAAAUAAUUUUUCCAGAAUGUUCCAAUUACUACAAACUACAAACUAUUCGCAAUUAUUACUUUAUACGAUAAUUUUCAUAAAGUUAAAUAACGUUAGAUAAAGAUAAAUACGAUAAAAAGAACCGAGCUCGAUUAAGAACAUUUUAAACCAUAUUAAACGUUCUUUGCUAUGUGCUAAAUAUUCAAAAGACUUCACUUGCAACAAAAAAGUGAUAUCGUAUCUAAAAGAUCAGACGUUACAUUCUAUUAUAAUUAAUAAAAGAGCGAAGUAAUAAAUUUUCGAGAUAAAUUUUGUCAACUCUUUUUCUAUCACUUUAUCUAUUUUCAGUCAAAUAGAAGGUACGAUUCUUUAUAUGCAUAUUUGAAGAAAGAAGUCUUAUUCUUCUUUACAACUACUUGGGUAAUGAUAAUGACGUGUCAAUUUAUGAAACAAAGGGUUUCGUGAUAGCGACGAAAUAUCUUCCCCGAGCGUCAUAACGCACCUAACAGUAUUACGAAACGAAUCUAAGGACGAUGAUGCGAUGCCGAUGGGACGGCGCGGAGAAAAUCGCGGCGCGAUCGUGUAACUUCGUUUCCUCAGCUACGUUUUAACAAAUAUACAAUCUAUUAACGUAAUAUUCUUAAAAGGAGAGCAAGAAGAGAAGUUAAUAUAAAAUAGGUGCCAAUGUACAGUUAUCUCUUACUAGUUGUUCUGGAAGUAAGAAUUUACUACGAAUAGUCUUUGAAAACCUUUCUAAGGAGAAAAUUUAAUGGAGAAGAAAUUUGUGUGUUUUACUCGUAAUUGUUAGAUAAUAGAUGUUAAACUUUGUGAAUAGAGGAUUGCGAUGCUGUAAUUCACGUUGUAGGGAUUAAUUGAAGGAGGACUUGUAACAGAAAAUAAGAAUCAUUUUCUUCUUUCGUUUUUUAAAGUAAUUACGCUCUUCAAUUAUUUCUAUCAUUUUCGUUCCGAUAAACUUCACUUUCUACGAACGCAAUUAUCUAUAAACGUUAAAUUUAAUUUCACACUAUCCUCCAAAAUCAUUUAUGUAUAUAAAUGUUUCCUGUUUCCACUUCAAAUUAAAAGUCCCUAAGAUGGUAAUCAGUCUUAUGACUCAACCUACAACAUUGGAGAUUUGUUACGUAAAAUCUCUAACGCUUGAAAAUCGAAGGAAUAAGGAAACCAGGAAUGUGUAAGAAAAUUUCCGAUGAAUGAUCUCGAACGCUUCUUCGCACAAAGAUCACCACAAUCGACCGGAAGCGAGAUUACACGAACGAAUCGUCGCGAAUUAUUUUAAGCGGCCUAGCAGAGUCGCGGCUUGUCCGAUCCAAUUGUUGUGCCACGCCCUGUAAAUACACACGGACCUUAAUUGCACGCUAAUUCACGACGUUGUUUAUAUGUAAAUGUAGGCACGUACGAAGCAAGCGUGGCACGACCGGUUGGUACGGCGCCACGAGUAUAUUUUUGUAAUUUUGUAUUUUGACGAAUUCUCCGACUACGAUUCGUGCCCACGACAAUCGCGCGGGGAAGAUACGCUUCGUCUGUAUUCCACGUUCUUAGUCCCAAGGAAUUAACCGGAUCCAGAAAUCGAUUCGCGCAGCUGUAAAAUAUGUCGAGACGGUCGUUAGAUUCCUAGGAUUUGCCUCGUCUGCGAUCAUCUCCUCGUUUAAUUCCUCGUCGUGUGUAUGCACACGUUCUCUACACCGAUUUCUUGAUUCGCACUGGCGCUUACAUAUGUAACGGUGUAUUUGUCGAGAUUACGAUUCGAUUUGAAUUCCAGUAUAUAAGGGACGGUUGGUUAAAUAUAACGUCGCGUGGAUGUAUUUUGAAGCUUGAUUCUUCAUCCUUGAUUUUUCAAGAGCAAAAGAUGCUUAGUUUUAUUUGACAUUUAAGAAGAUACAAAUGAGAAAUGAUCUUAGUUUGUUUACAAAUAUAAAUAUCGACGUAGGGGGAAUCAUUGUCGUUUAUUUUCACGAUGCUAAGGAUUUAUUUUCAUUUCUUGAAAAUAUUCAGCAUACUUUACUGUUUGUCCCAUAAUAAUGAUCAUGUCGUCGAAGAACUAAUUUUGCAACUUGAAACUUGUAGAGACUCACAGAGAAAUUCGUACCACGUGUCAUCGAAAUUGUCAUCGAAAAUUUACCAAUUCGAGAAAAAUUCCUUUAGCCCCCAAAGAGAGCAAGCAGGAGAAGCGCUGUUCGUCGAUGAGAUUUGUUUCGCAUUGAACGCAUUCGCGUGAACGCAACCCUUCUCGAUUCCCCGCCAUAGUUUCCUCCACAUAAUGAAUAGCGGUACGAUCGUACACGCGAAAAUAGAACGUAUACGAUCCCCGCAAUUAUAACGUAGGGGGUCAACCCCGUCUGCUCUAUGUACUAUUAGCUGUGACGUGUUUACCAGGGAUGCGCAUGACGAGCCAACACCAGUCAGCGUGUAAUUAUUAUGGCGAGGAUACUUCGUGCGCGCAGUUAGGCUGUUCGUCGCUUUAAUGACACUCCCUCUUUGAUCCUCGAACGUUGCAAUAACAUGGUUUAUGCGUCUUUCUAUUCUAUUCUACCGACUGAAAGCACGACUUAGAGGCGAUAUCAUUCGUUCUCUAUCGUUCUUCGUGAGCAGACCAUUUUUCCAAUCGAUAGACGCGUACAGAUACUCCGAUCCUUCGUCAACGUCUAUCUUCUAAUGACUCUGCGUAUCUACCUGUCAGGUAUAUAUCCGCUUGAAGUCAUUACGCCGUGGCGGAAAUUAAAGUCGAGGGGGAGACAGAAAGAGAACGUGAAGCGGGUUGAAGCGGUGGAGAAAGACGGUGCCUAAAGUCCGUGUAAUUGCGAAUGUCGAUGCGUUCUCGUGAGGACACGUCUCGGUUGGUAUUUUUAAUGAGGUACACGCGAGAUUUUCUCGUUUCGAGGCUAGAAACGAUCCGAGGGCGUUGGAAACAGGUGAAAAGACUGCUCGCGACGUCGACGAGGACAUUAAUAGAGCGACGCUGAAAGGACGACGUCCCGGCACUUGUUACCGGUUUUCUGGUUGAAUUGUGGAAUUAUCGAGCGUCGAUGGGAACGCGUAACGAGCCCUGUUUCUCGUCCGCCGCUAUCGACGAACCACAGGCCGAGCGAACGCGGCUUGGCCACGUUUUAAUUGCCAGAUAAAGUUUGCCCGAGGUGGAAAUAUUAAAAAUUCGAUUCGGUCAAUUGUUUGCGAUGUCGAUUUAGUUCGACGAUUACGGGAGAAAAGGGGUAACGAGAACACGCAGUGUUUAAUGUAAAAUUAUAAUUGGGCCUUGACCAAUUAUAUUGCGCAGUUUGCUAAUGAACUUGCAUGGGCACAAUAAUAGAAUCACUUUUUGAUAGAUAUACCUGGGAUGAUUGCAUAAUUUCCUGUAACUUAUAGACACGUUUUACGGCUUAAUUAUUCAUGGGUUACAACAUAAUAUUCGAAAGGAUGAAAAUUUUUCAUAAUACAAGUUUUGGCUUUUUACUCCGUGAUAUUAGAAUAAUUUUUUUCUUAAAAAAAAAAAAAAAAUGAAAUCGCGUAAAUCGACCAGUUGCAUUCUGCGUCUUAUGCUGCCAGAGAUGUACUUAAAAAUCGCGUGGUUUUUACGUCCAUCUAAUUUUCAAAGCGCCACAAUAAUAUGGUCUUCAUCGAAGAUGUACCGAAAAUUGUAUAUAAUAUUCUUAGUUUCGUCACCGAGAUAUUGGCGCCAUGUUCUUGAUUUACAUCCGUAGGGGCGCAGGCGAAAGUACCGUCCAAUACACCGAUCCGACUAUAACAAUCUGGAAGUUAGACGCGUGUAAUUAAUUUUAUUUCACUGAUAGAUGCGAAUGUUUCAAAAUGUAGUAUUUCGAGAGAAUUUCAAACCGAUCGUUUUUUUGAUAAAUUUUUUAUAUAAUGUAUUAAUAUUAUUUUUAUUAGGGAGAGAUUUAUAAAUUUAUCUGCCACGCAUAAUCGACGAAAACAAUUUCUUUGGAACAAAUAAAAUUAUAGGACUAAAUAUAAUAGUACUCAUUUUGGAAGUUGAUAAAUUACUGUCGUUCAAUUAUAGACAUUUAAAUGAUAAAUUCGGUAAUAUGAAUACAUUUAAUACUUUUAGAAUGGAAACUAAGUGUCUCGCAAAUGUUUAUUCUAUAAUAACGUAUUCAUUCGAGAACCAUCCACGAGAGAAGCGAAUAAUGUUGAAUACAUUCCAAAAGGGACGAUAAUAAUCUUCCUAAUUAUGCUAUUUCCGUUUUUAAACGCAUUUUUCAGCCGCAUUCUCACUGGUUCUUUCAAGUGUAGUCCAUAGUCCGAGAGAGUUUAUAACAGCUAACUAAUUCUCGGAAAUGAAAGAUAAAACGCUAAUUCGAUUCAGUAGAUGGCUGGUGGUAUGAAAAUCGCUAGCAACGAUACAAGUCUGACAAAAAAAAUUAAAUUUCUCUUAACGUCAAAAGUCAUCUAAAAAUCGAAAUUAUAAACUUCUGACCGAGUGAUAAACUCUUAAACUUAAUUUCCGAGCAUUAAACGUACGCUGCUAACGAUAUUCUUGCUUGAUAGUUUGAAUCGUGUAAAUUUAAGUGUAUCAUGUGCGUAUCAUAUCUUUUUAAAUGCCGUUCCUUUGCAUAUGCUGAGAAUCGCGUACAAUUUUGUAUAAUGUUCGCAUCUAUUUAUUCAUCGAACUGUUUCAACCAUUUUUCGAAGACUGAAACUUUUGUAAUUGAAAAACUACGUGAUUCCAUUUUGUGUAACUUUCUCGAUCCAAAGGAAUUGCGCUCACGACAGAAACAUAAAAUGGUUGAAUAUAACUCCCAAGGUGAUCUACGCGACGUUCGCGCAAGAACAAUUUUCUUGGGUUAAUUAAACAUUGACCGGUCAUGCUUUGAAAGCUGUUCGGACAAAUGCGUGAAUACACGCUUCUAUGGGAAGACUUCAUCGCGACUCGUUACAUAAUGCGAUAAAGGUUUGAUGUAAACCAGCGUUGUCCAGACUAAAUUAUAAACUUUAGAAUGUUUCCCUUAAAUGGUUAAAGUCUCCUUCGUCACACUAUGGAAACAUUGGUUGAUGCCACGUUAUGUAUAAAAAAAAUACAUAUUGGUGAAUCCUCUGUUUCUGGUGUAGAUACGAAGGAGCUUAAAAAAAAAAGACAGAGAUAUAUAUAUAGAAAGCUUUUUUGUUUACGGAUGAUGCUGGUAUAAGUCUCAAAUCAAUUAGUUACUCAAGGCUACUUCUCUGAAUUUUGGAGCAUGUUUGUGACAAAGAGAUAAAACAUAAAGUAGCCUUGAGCAGUCAACUGAUCUGUAGAAAAUACUAUUUCAAAUAGUUCUAAAUGAAUAAAAGAUUAUGCUUUCUC